CUAUAUUUAUCAAACAUUUGACAGUGGAGAUUAAUUUGCCUUUAAUGGUUGCAGAGAAUUUGUUUACUCACUUCAAUCUUAUUUAUCAGAAUGAACCUAUAUUUUCAGCUAAAGCAUUUUGCGCAGAUGUUUCUCAAGGCCUUCAAAUCAGGUCCUUAUCGGGACACGGUUGAGACUUGUUUUUUACCGUUAUAUAAAACCCUGUACUGCUUAUGCAAGUCAGGACAUUCUCCUCAUAGUAUCCUACAGGAAGAGAAAAUGAAGGCUUUCCUCAUCAUCCUUUCCUUGGUUGGCCUCUGCUAUGGACAGUCGAAGCUUGGAAAGUACAAUCUCGAGAGCGCCGUGUCUGUCUCCGGACUGUCCUCAGGAUCAUACAUGGCCAACCAGUUCCAUGUCGCCCAGUCUAAGAGGAUCAUUGGAGCUGGCCUCUUUGCUGGAGGACCAUAUUACUGUGCAAAAGGAAGCAUGAUGACUGCAACGACUACCUGUAUGUCAUCGCCCCUGAGCAUCAAUGUGGACUCGCUGAGGACCCAGACCCAGAGUUAUGCCAACCAAUUGCUCAUUGAUCCUGUUUCCAAUCUUGCCAACAGCAGAGUGUUCAUCUUUUCUGGAACUCGUGACACCACUGUAGUUCCAGGUGUGGUGAAAAAGCAGGAAGACUAUUACGCAUCCUACAUCUCCAGUGGUGGAGCCUUAAAGACUGUGUAUGACAUUGCAGCUGUGCAUGGAAUGCCCACUGACUUCUACGGAGGAGCCUGUGGGUCAACCAACCUUGAAUACAUCAACAACUGUGGCUACAAUGGGGCCUUUGAGGCUCUCAAUCACAUCUACGGGGGAACUCUGCAGGUGAGUUGGGUCUUCAUCAUCUGUAACAUCUGAAUAUUUUAAGACAGUACUUUAAUACAUAUACUCCUGUCAUUUCUCCUCACAGAAGCCAAGCAGUGGUGCCGCCCUCACCGGACAGGUAAAAAGUGAAAUCUAAUAGGUUGUAUCUCCAACCCAAAUAUAUAGCUCCCAUAUUAGUUCUUUAGUUAAUACCGGGUGUACCUGUGCAGCCCUAACCAUACCGUGAUAUUCUAUCAAUGUCAA
This is a messenger RNA of Hyla sarda, 1089 nucleotides long. RefSeq lists its product as uncharacterized. Lineage: Eukaryota; Metazoa; Chordata; Amphibia; Anura; Hylidae. The transcript is spliced from 5 exons. The record is from RefSeq and is a predicted model, not a curated record. Bases 91 to 879 code for a protein of 262 amino acids.